AAUAUCCAAGUGAACCAGAAUCAUCGUCCGGGGAAAGCUCAUCGUCCGAGGAAAGUGACAAUCAUAAAAAAAUGGCAAAUGUAAGUGACCAGAGUGAAUCGUCUUCGUCAUCCGAGGAAAGCGACAAUGAGAAAAAAAAUAAUAAAAUAACGCGUUUAGAUGAACAAAGUGAAUCAGAAUCAUCACCGUCAGAAGAAAGUGAACAAGAAUCAUUGUCAGAGGAAAGUGACAAUAAUAAAAAAAUGACGAAAGUAGAUAAUCAGAGUGAAUCGGAAUCAUCAUCUGAGUCAAAGGAAAGUGACAAUGAAUCGACUUCAUCAUCCGAGGAAAGUGACAAUGAUAAAACAAGUAAAAAAAUAGCUUGUUUAGCUGAACAGAGUAAACCAGAAUCAUCAUCGUCAGAGGAAGGUGAAUCGGAAUCAUCAUCGUCAGAGGAUAGUGAUAAUGAUAAAAAAAUGGCGAAUGCAGAUGACCAGAGUGAAUCGUCUUCGUCAUCAGAGGAAAGUGACAAUGAUAAAAAAAAUAAAAAAAUAACUUGUUUAGCUGAACAGAAUAAACCAGAAUCAUCAUCGUCAGGGGAAAGUGAAUCGGAAUCAUCAUCUGAUUCAGGGGAAAGUGGUAAUGAUAAAAAAAUGGCGAGUGUAGGUGACCAGAGUGAAUCGUCUUCAUCAUCCGAGGAAAGUGACGAUGAUAAAAAAAAAAAUAAAAUAACUUGUUUAGCUGAACAGAGUAAACCAGAAUCAUCAUCGUCAGAGGAAAGUGAAUCGGAAUCAUCAUCUGAGUCAGGGGAAAGUGGUAAUGAUAAAAAAAUGGCGAAUGUAGGUGACCAGAGUGAAUCGUCUUCGUCAUCCGAGGAAAAUGAUCAGAGUGAAUCGGAAUCGUCAUCUGAAGGAGAUGAUGAACAUUCUUCAUCCGAGGAAAGCGACAAAGACAAAAAAAUGGAUCAGAGUGAU
Racocetra fulgida is the source of this 953-nucleotide messenger RNA. The record is from the annotation of a GenBank genome assembly. Lineage: Eukaryota; Fungi; Glomeromycota; Glomeromycetes; Diversisporales; Gigasporaceae.